UUUCUGCGGCUCUUCCGGGUAUCGGCUGCUGCUAAGGUCGCCUCCUUUUAUUUUCUUGCAGAACUUUCAAAAGUUUGUCAGCAUUUAAAUGAAAACAAUUUAAUAUUAAGACUAAGUUUACAAUACAAUAAGCAGUCAUUGAUGUAGCAGGAGGAAUUAGUUUUGCCUUGGCAUUCAUUAGGGAAUGAAUGAGCUGGUCUGAAAGUGAACUUUGCACUGUGUUUACUGUUGAUCCAACGCUGCUGCGGGACAGCUCCAGGAUUGAUACAUAGAGGACGACCAGGAUGUCGGCAGUUGUAAUAACAGAAGGUAGAGUGAAUGUGGGAAUGUGCAGCCAGCCGCUGUUUUAUCGCCAGGCUCUUCCCUCGGACAGAGAGGCAAAGCUUUGUGUUUUACUUCUGCACGGGAUCCGCUUUUCCUCCCAAAACUGGCUCACUAUCGGCACUCUCAACGCCCUGGCUGAGGCCGGAUACCGCGCCUUGGCUAUAGACCUCCCAGGCCUGGGUGAGUCAAAAGCUGCAGAAGCUCCUGCAGCAGUGGGUGAGCCGGCUCCUGCAGAGUUUCUGAAGCAAGUGUGCGAUGGCUUGAACACUGGGCCUGUAGUGGUGAUCAGCCCGUCUCUCAGUGGCAUGUAUUCGCUGCCCUUUCUCUUCCAGCACCCUGAGCGGUUGAAAGCUUAUAUUCCUGUAGCUCCAAUCUGCACGGACAAGUUCAAGGUUGAACAGUACAAGGCUGUGCAGGUCCCCACACUGAUCGUGUAUGGGGAUCAGGACACUCAAUUAGGGGAGGUGUCACUGAACAACCUAAAGAAUCUGCCCAAUCACAAGGUGGUGGUAAUGCAUGGGGCCGGGCAUCCGUGUUACCUUGACGACCCAGUGACUUGGCAUAAAGCUGUUCUUGAGUUUCUACACAGUCUCGUGUAAUCAAAAGCUCUUCAAGCCACACCAGUUUUUGAUGUAGGAUUACUACACAGCGAUUACAUUCGAUUUGCAUUAACGACAAUAAAGUAUGAUUUAUUUCAUCUCAAUGUAGUUUUCAACCGUUCCCACUUUGAUAGCUAGUUUUUCUUGUCUCCUUUCCAGCUGUCAAUAUCAGUUAAUUAACAAAUCCCGGUUAAAAGAACACGAUUUUACAUGUACAUUUAUUGCAUUCGGCAGACGCCCUUAUCCAGAGCGACUUACAACUGAGCAGGGGCGGGUUAAGGGCCUUGCUCAAGGGCCCAGCAGCGGCAGCUCGGUGAUGGUAUGAUUUUAACUUGUGACUUUCCGAAUCUAAAGUCCAAUGCCUUAACCACUGAGCAACCACCUCCCUAUUUGGCAGAGGGGAAAAGAAUUAAGUCAUCCUUUAACUUCCGUGAGGGGAAACUGGCAUUGUCAAUUAAAAUUGAAUUAAAAUAUAUUCAGAUUAUAAUACCUAUAUCACAAGAAAUAUAUUUCAUACUACUUAAUCUACUUUAAUAUUUUAAUUCAGGCUUUGCAUUAAAUAAAUAUAAAAAAGUGAAAUAUCAUUUCGCAUGAUUAAACGCUCAGCACAACAUCGUAAGAACGCAUGCAAAAUGAAAGAAAGAGAAGCACUACAUGUAAACUAAUGCAAGGUGAACGUUCGCGUACUGUGAUUGCGCGUGGAAAAAUAAACACAUCACACUGAGCUGAAGUGAAAAAUAUGAACAUUAUUUAAUAACUGAUUCUCUGUAAUAAACAAUUUGAAAAUAUUU
This is a messenger RNA of Silurus meridionalis, 1714 nucleotides long. RefSeq names its product abhydrolase domain containing 14B (gene abhd14b). The record is from RefSeq and is a predicted model, not a curated record. The transcript is spliced from 3 exons. Gene Ontology annotation, cellular component: cytoplasm. Lineage: Eukaryota; Metazoa; Chordata; Actinopteri; Siluriformes; Siluridae. Bases 285 to 923 code for a protein of 212 amino acids.